Vicia villosa (hairy vetch) is the source of this 1762-nucleotide messenger RNA. Its product is annotated as UDP-glycosyltransferase 87A1-like. The record is from RefSeq and is a predicted model, not a curated record. The transcript has 2 exons. The coding region runs from base 116 to 1513 and encodes 465 amino acids. Gene Ontology annotation, molecular function: UDP-glycosyltransferase activity. Lineage: Eukaryota; Viridiplantae; Streptophyta; Magnoliopsida; Fabales; Fabaceae.
UUCAAUUAUUUCGUGCACGGAAACAAGAAUAAGACUCAAACCUUCUUAAAGUCUUCCCCUUUAGCCUCUCACCAAAAGUAUCAAACCUCACAGCCAUUCCUCUCCCAAAACUUCAAUGGAAGCACCACCUACUUCCUUCAACCAUGUUGUUGCCAUUCCUUAUCCUGCACGAGGCCACGUCAAUCCAAUGAUGAACCUAUGCAAGCUCCUUGUCUCCAACAACAACAGCAUCCUCGUCACCUUUGUAGUCACCGAGGAAUGGUUAAGCUUCAUCUCCUCAGAACCAAAACCCGACAAAAUAAUCUUCCGUUCUAUCCCUAACGUUAUUCCCUCCGAACUCACUCGCGGCCGUGACCAUCCUGCUUUCAUAGAAGCUGUCAUGACAAAGAUGGAGGAACCGUUUGAGAAGGUGCUCAACCUACUUCUACUUGACCACCCUCCUUCAAUCAUUGUGUAUGAUACUUACUUGUAUUGGGUUGUUGGAGUCGGAAACCGAAAGAAUAUACCGGUAGCAUCAUUUUGGACAAUGCCUGCUUCUAUUUUUUCUAUUUUGUUGCACCAACAUCUUUUGGAACUAAAUGGUCACUCUCCUUUGAAUCUUUCAGAAAACGGCGAUGAACGUGUAAAUUAUAUUCCUGGAGUUUCCUCAACGCGCUUAGCGGAAUUACCUUGUUUUCACUUCUAUGAUAGUAACGAAAACAAACGAAUGACGCAGAUGCUUUUGAAAGGUUUUGAGUGGAUUCACAAAGCACAGUAUCUUCUAAUUUCUUCAAUAUAUGAGCUAGAAUCUCAAGCAAUUGAUACCUUAAAAUCAAAAUUGUCCAUACCAAUUUACACGAUUGGUCCUACCAUACCAUACAUUAGCCUAAAAGACAGUCCCAAACCAAACACUAACAAUAGCUACAUUGAGUGGCUAGAUUCACAACCAAUUGGUUCUGUUCUUUACAUAGCACAGGGAAGUUUCUUUUCAGCUUCAAGUGAACAAAUUGGUGAAAUUGCAAGUGCUUUAUGUGAAAGCAAUGUUCGAUUUUUGUGGAUAGCACGUAGUGAAGCUUCAAGGUUGAGACAAAUAUGUGGAAACAAGGGAUUGGUUUUGGAAUGGUGUGACCAAUUGAGAGUGUUGUCACAUUCUUCUAUUGGUGGAUUUUGGUCACAUUGUGGUUGGAAUUCUACUAAGGAAAGUGUUAUUUCGGGAGUACCGUUUUUGACUUUUCCAAUUGUUUUUGACCAACCAUUUAAUAGUAAGAUGAUAGUAGAUGAUUGGAUGGUUGGAUUGAGAGUUAAAGAAAAUGUUAAGGAAAAUGUUUUGGUUAAGAAAAGUGAAAUUGUAAAAGUAGUGUGUGAACUUAUGGAUUUGAAUAGUGAUCUUACAAAGGGUAUUAGGGAAAGAAGUAGAAAGCUUCAAAAGAUAUGUUGUGAUGCAAUGGGAGAUGGUGGCUCAGCAGACACUGAUUUGAAAGCCUUCAUUGGUGAUAUAAUAAUGCAUUCUUCUUCAAAGUUCACACAUGCUUAAGGGUCCACUUCCUGGAGUGAAGUCUCUGUCUCAAUAAUAUUUUGAUUUGUACUUUAUUAGUAAUAUUUAUGUUUGUUUGUUAUUUAUUGUUAUUGAAACAAAUUAUUUCUGUGGUACAUUGUACUGUCCGAAGAAAUGCUAGGCCUCUUUUGUAUUUCUCUGUCACGUCACGUAUUUCUGUUGUACCAAGUACACUGUAAAGUGUAUAUAAAGACAACCAUAUAGAAACAAACAACAAAUUGAAUCCAA